Messenger RNA from Diaporthe amygdali, 804 nucleotides. RefSeq names its product Poly(A) binding protein. NCBI's taxonomy places the organism in Eukaryota, Fungi, Ascomycota, Sordariomycetes, Diaporthales, Diaporthaceae. The coding region runs from base 1 to 804 and encodes 267 amino acids. Gene Ontology annotation, molecular function: RNA binding. The record is from RefSeq and is a predicted model, not a curated record. The transcript is spliced from 3 exons.
AUGCCUCCUCAACGAAACAGGCGCAAUGGCGCAGGACGCAAUAAUGACCACGUCGUUCGACUUCUUCGGGAGUGCAUGCAUUAUGUCUUUCACCCUUAUUCUGUUCCUCUCCCAACUGGACUGCGCCCCAGCGACGUGAUCCAACUGCUUCUUGACAACGUGGCCCAGUUCACGUUGGGAGAAGCGAUCCACGCCAGAGCCGCAGCUCUGGAACCGGGGUACAGUGGGAAGAUCACAGCGAUGCUCCUAGAUCGAUCUUCUCACCAUGAGCUUCUUCAGAUAGUUUUUCGAGCGCACGUCCAAGAAGCCAAGACCGUAUAUAAAGCACACAUUCGGAGGCUCCGUGAAGAAUCGGCCGAGAUGGAGGAAGCGCCAUUCACGCUGCCCGCCACGCCCGAACCAAGUCGGAACCACCAGUACGACCCCAGUGUCCAGAUCCACACCUACAGGCGCCCCAGGCGAUUUGCCACAGCCGACAUCAACAACGGCAGGAGUUCUGCUAGUGAUGAAGCUCGAGAUAAUGCGCGUGUCAACACCGCCCUCCUCCCACAGCAUCACCGGCCCCGACCCCAGUACCAAAUACAGCAGACUGCUCAGAACCGCAAUCCUCACCGGGCUCUCCAGGCCGCUGGUAGGAACGCCAACGGUGUUCAUCUUCAAUUUCUGAACGGCUUGUUGAUCUUCAGAUGGGUUGGGACGGGCAACGAGCUCCAGAUAGACAUGGAGGGCGCCAUGCGGAGCCCAGAUAUCCUGACACCAUAUUCCACUCCCAAAAUUGUCAUCAAUUCGCUGACAGAAUCAUAG